This is a messenger RNA of Micromonas commoda, 721 nucleotides long. RefSeq lists its product with no specific name. Gene Ontology annotation, molecular function: transcription coregulator activity. Gene Ontology annotation, cellular component: histone deacetylase complex. The transcript has 4 exons. Gene Ontology annotation, biological process: regulation of DNA-templated transcription. The coding region runs from base 239 to 622 and encodes 127 amino acids. Lineage: Eukaryota; Viridiplantae; Chlorophyta; Mamiellophyceae; Mamiellales; Mamiellaceae. The record is from RefSeq and is a predicted model, not a curated record.
AGCGGUCGCCGAGUGCGACUCGCCCGCGUUAUUGACCAAAGACCCGUCAACGUUCGACGCGGAUAGGAGGCGUCCGGAUAGGCGUCGCCCCGCUCGAUAGAAACGAGGCGACGCCUUGUUGACGCAAGUUCUUUUUCGGCCAUUCCUUUGCCUGGCGCGGGAGCUGGAAGAUUCUUCCUUCGGUCGGUUUGCCAGGCGACGCUCGCGAUAGCACUCGCGGGCGUCGUUAGCGAUCGUGAUGGCGUCUGAAUGGAAGGAAAAGGCUGGUGGCGACGAUUUCGACGAUGAGGGACUGCCCCUGCUGCGCAAGCACACCCAGGUUCGCGUGACGGGCAACAACCGCACGAAGAGCUCGCUCGUCGGCCUGACGGGCGUGGUGAAGAAGGCUGUGGGCCUCGGAGGAUGGCACUGGCUGAAACUGUCCAACGGACACGAGUGCAGGCUACAGAGGAACGCCCUCGCCGUCGUCGCCCUCCCCACCGGCGACGAGAUCGAUUCAUCGGACGACGACGACGACGACGCGCCGCCGCCGCUCGCAUCCGGCGGGUCCAGCGGGUCGGACCAAAAUAAUAAAAACACAGACCCGCCCCAGACGUGGGGCAAACGAGAAACGCGGAUGUAGAUAGAUGUACACGAUAGCCCCGAUUUUUUGGGCGCCACCGGGCUGGCGCCGCACCUAGUCACCCUGUCUGAACGACCCGUUGUAUAAGAUGACAUGCCG